This is a messenger RNA of Vitrella brassicaformis, 2714 nucleotides long. NCBI's taxonomy places the organism in Eukaryota, Vitrellaceae. The record is from the annotation of a GenBank genome assembly.
UCAGAUCUGCAAGCUCAGCUCCUCGCCGAGGGCUUCGCAGUCCGUCCUUCCGUAGCAUAAUAUGAAGAUCCGCACAUCCCUGAGCCUCUCCAGGCUCGCCUGUACUCAUCUGGGCUCUGCCACUGCAGCGUCCCGAGCCAGCUGCACGAGCUGCCGCUCUUUCUCGUCGGCCAUGCCAGCCCUGACGGAGAAGAUAGAGGAGUUGGGCAAGCGCAAGAUCGACAUCCUGCAGUACCUGCGUAAGAACCACCGGAUGGCGAGCCUGGGCGAGGUGCGGCUGGACCAGGCCAUCGGCGGGAUGCGGGGGAUCAAGGGCAUGAUAUGCGAGACCAGCGAGCUCGACCCAGAGUUUGGCAUCACCUACCGCGACCACAAAAUCGAGGACCUUCGCGGCAGACUGCCGACGGUGCAGGGCGGCAAGGAGCCCCUGCCGGAAGCAUUGCUGUGGCUGCUGCUGACGGGGGAGAUCCCGAGCCCGGAGGAGACCAUGAUGAUCCAGCAGGAGCUGGCGAGUCGCGCAAAGGUGCCCAAGCACGUGGAGGCGGCCAUCGAUGCGCUGCCGGCGUCGACCCACCCGAUGACGCAGCUGGUGGUGGGGGUGACGGCCAUGCAGACGGAGAGCAAGUUCGCCACACUAUACCGAGACGGGCUGCACAAGACCCAGUACUGGAAACCCAUUCUCAACGACUCGCUGGACCUGGUCAGUCAGUCACUGUUGGCGGAGAGAACGACUCGCGCGGGAAAUGGAAAUGUGUUCUCUUUCUGUUUGUUUGUGUGGGUGGGCAGAUAGCGAGUAUCCCGAUCAUCGCUGCGCGCAUCUACCGCCGGACGUUCAAAGACGGCAAGACCAUCCCACCAGACCCUUCUCUCGACUGGGUGAGAAGAAUGAACACAUACAUCACAUGGACAUGGAUGGAUGGAUCGAUGGAUCGAUGGGUGAAUCCAUCCGUUUAAACGUGUUGGUCAGUCUGCGAGUUUCACCAAGAUGUUGGGUUAUGAGGAUCCGAACUUCUACGAACUGAUGCGGCUGUACCUCUUCCUACACGCCGAUCACGAAGGUCAGUGAGUGACGCCACACACCCACCCAUGACAUCACACGACACGCAAGAACAGACAAAACAAGAUACAACAGCAGCAGUAGAAGGGCGCGGCGUCGCGAUGCAUCCCCCCAUCCAUGUCUGGCUGUCUGUCUGUCUGGCUGAAUGUGUCAGGUGGCAAUGUUUCUGCCCACACGACCCACCUGGUGGGCAGUGCCCUGUCGGACCCAUACCUCUCAAUGGGAGCGGGACUCGCCGGACUCGCCGGUGGGCGCACUGACUCACACACGGAGAACACGCAAAGGAGGCCUUACCUGUGUGUCGUGCGGUGUGUCAGGUCCGCUGCAUGGUUUGGCCAACCAGGAGUGUCUGCGGUGGAUCCUGGACCUCAAGGACAGACUCAAGGGCCAGCCGCCCAGCGACGAGCUCAUCGCCAAACUCGCGCAGGUAGGUACUCACGGGAGUUUGGUGUCGCAUUCCCACUCUUUAUCUGUCUGUGUGGGUGAUGUGUGUCCAGGAGACGCUCGACUCAGGCCGUGUGAUCCCUGGGUUCGGCCACGCUGUGCUGCGUGUGACGGACCCAAGAUACAUGGCGCAGCGGGCGUUCGCCCUCGAGCACCUCAAGGACUCUGAGCUCUUCAGGAUAGUCGACGCCUGCUACAAGACCAUACCUGUCAUACUGCAGAAGACAGGUAUGGUAGGCCGGCAAACACACACGUCAUGGCGAGACAUGCAUAGGACAAAUGUGUGUAUGUGUGUUCGCGUGUGUGUUUGUAGGGAAGGUGAAGAACCCGUGGCCGAAUGUAGACGCCCACUCGGGCAUCCUGCUGCACCACUACGGCCUCACUGAAGCAGACUACUUCACAGUAAGUAUGCAACCAACCGAUCCAUCCAUCCAUCCACCCACCACACACACCCCUUCUCUCAUUCACGUGUGUGUGUGGGUGCAUUCAGGUGUUGUUCGGUGUGUCCCGCACCAUCGGGUGUCUGUCUCAGCUGGUGUGGUCGCGGCUGCUGGGAUUCCCCAUCGAGCGACCCAAGAGUGUCACCAUCCACUGGCUCGACAAGUCGCUCACUGUCAGUCAUUGGCACAAGCUAGACAGACAACACACACCCCCACAUAAGUGCAUUUCCCGAUGUCUGUGCGUGUACUGCGUAUAUGUGUGUGUGUGUGUGGUUGCAGGACACCCAGGGCGACAGCGGCUCACUCGGGCUCAACAGCUGAACUCAACCUCAUCCAGUCAGUCAGCCCCUCACCGGGGGUGACAGAAGGCUGUGUCAGCAGUGAGAGUGCAGCCAGAGCGAAGAGAGAGAGAAGUGUCGGUACAUUAGCUAAUACCUCUAUCUAUCUCAGUUGACUUGCUGAGGACCGUUUUCGAUGUCCCUUCCCUUUUUGUGGCCCGUGUGUCCGUGAGAUGAGGGCGGGGAAUGUCUGUGUGUAUGUGGGUAUGUGUGUGCCGGGUGUGGCAUCCACUCAACUGUCCAUUGACUCCCUGCACGUCAUGCUGCCCAUGACUGACAGCACAGAGCUUCGUGUGGGCUGUGGCGUGAAGAGUGCAGCCAUGGACGGUGGAUGGAUGGAGACAAGGGGUGCUCUAAUUACGUAAGUACGUCGAUGUGACUGACAUUAUGUAAGUGUAAGGAAGGUGAGAUACGAUAGAAAAAAAGUGCUGCAGG